UUGAGGACACUGUACCCGCCAGAAUUCAAAUCAGUUAAUUUGACACAAGGGUAAGAAUCAAAAUAAGUAACUAACUUUGUUCUUAUUCCAAUCAAAACCAAGGUGAAAACAAAUUAGUCUUUGGUUUUUUUUUCCUACUUGAGAAUAUUUGUUUAUUUAUAUGUAUCUUUAGGUUUUGUCAUUUUGGUAAUUUUGUAUAGAAAGAGAUAUAGGGAGAGAGAUUUGCAGUUGAAGAAGCAGUUGGGUUGAGCUUUGCUUUCUUAAUAAACAAAAACCUGAGGGAAGUUAGGCCAACCGUUGGCUUCCCUCCAAACUCUCUCUUCUUCUGAUUCACUUGGGAUUAAAGCAAAAGCCUUUUGCAGUUGAUUCUUGGUCACCAUCUGAGAACCAACUUCACCUUUCUCGACACACUCUUCGCACCUAUUUUUCCUCAGCUCCUUUUGCUUCAUAUAAACUAUUCAGUUUCUCUCCAUUUUCUUCAUCUUCAGUCCAAUCCUCUCGUACCCAGAUCAGCUUUUGUCCUCUGCAGCAAGUUGGUUUGUGAUUCCAGGCUCUGAAAGUGUUGUUGAGAGGUUUUGGGUUCUGACCCAUCUGUAGUUUCAGCUUCAAGUUUGAGUUUUUGGUACUAUUUAUCACAGAGAAUCUUCCAAGUUUUUGGUCUGUGGAGUUUCAAGUUCAAACCUUUUGGAGUCUCAAAUGGUAAUUUCAUCCUUUUGUCUCUUUCAACUCUCUUAAUUUUGCUCCAUAGUUGGAAAGUUAGAAACGCAAGCCUGAUAUAUAUAUAUAUAUAUAUAUAUAUAGAUAAAUACGGGAAAAACCAGAGUUUCAGAUUGAUUAGUCAUACCAGAGAAAAGCUAUUAAAAAAGUUUGAAGCUUGAUAUUAGUUAUCUAAGAGAUUCAAGUUUGUUUUUUUGGUUCUGACCCAAGAAAGUUUAUUCAAGUUUGAGUCUUUGGUACCUUGCUAAGAGCUUCAAGUCCAUUCCUUUGGAGACUCAAAUGGUGAUUUCCAUACUCUUUUAAGCUGCAAAAACCAGAGUUGAGAUUGAUUAGUCGAACUAGUUUUUGAAUUCAAGCAAUGAAUACCCGGUACUUCUCCCCAUCAUCAGACUCCUCCUUGUGUAGCUCUGGCAGCACAACAGUUCCAUUUUCAUCGAUUUCCGCCGUAGGAGAUCGAAUGGCAACGACAGCAGCAUCAGCACCAGCAGCAGCAGCCACUCGGAAUAGGCCUUCUCGACCUCCAUCUUCACUGUUGAUAAGAAUGGCCAUGAGAGUCUCUAGAGCAAGGUGGUUUACUUUCUUUAGAAGAGUGUUUCAUUACCAAAAUGGAACAAGAUCAGAUCUUGGGUCUAAUCCUUUCAAUUCCAGCACUUGGAUGAUGCUGGAGCUCAUAGCUUUGGUUGUUCAGAUAAGCCUCACAACAAUCACUCUAGCUACCUCGAAGAGGGAAAGGCCAGUUUGGCCUAUGAGGAUGUGGAUUGUUGGCUAUGAUAUUGGCUGUUUUCUUAAUCUUCUGCUGCUCUAUGGGCGGUACCGGUAUCUUCAUCUCACUCAAGGAGAUGCUUAUAGCCUUCCUGAUGUUGAGCACCAAAGAGGGAUUGAAGAAUCCAGGACCACACAUUUGAUGAACAAGUGCAGGACUUCACUCGAGCUAUUCUUCGCCAUAUGGUUCGUAAUGGGCAAUGUUUGGGUGUUCGAUUCUCGAUUCAGCUCACUCCGCCGCGCUCCAAAACUCCAUGUCCUAUGCAUCUCUCUGCUGGCUUGGAAUGCCAUAAGCUACUCUUUCCCAUUCCUAUUGUUCCUUCUUUUAUGUUGCUGUGUACCAUUGAUCAGCAGCCUCCUUGGAUACAACAUGAACAUGGGUUCCAUCGACAAAGGAGCUUCUGAAGACCAAAUUUCUCAACUACCCAAUUGGAAGUACAAAGCUGUUGACAACAAAUCAGACAACACAAACAACAGCAGUAAUUCAGACUCCAUUGAUGAAGACCCAGAAUGCUGCAUUUGCUUAGCUAAGUAUAAAGACAAGGAAGAAGUGAGGCAACUACCAUGCUCUCACAUGUUCCACCUCAAUUGUGUGGAUCAAUGGCUCAAAAUCAUAUCUUGUUGCCCUCUUUGUAAACAAGAACUACAAAGAUAGCAAAUGGAAAAAAUUGCUCGGGUAGCUCGAAUGGUUAGGCAUGUGGUUUGUUCUCACAAGUUUCGAGAUUCAAAUACAUCUCGAAUACUUACGUAGUAAUUGUUAUAGUUUUUUGGUCUCCAAAUAUUGUAGAAUUAGGCGGAAAGCAAAUGAAAAAAUGAAUUUUUUUUUUUAAUUUUUAUUUGGGUGUGAUUUAAAUGUAUUCUUAUUUGUAAUUGGUUACUUGAGUGAGUUUAUUGCUUGUACAUUGGAUCAGGUCACCAGUAACCAAAACUAUACUCUUCUUUUUGAGUACAAAUAUAGCAAUAUUAACAAGAGAGAAUGAUGUGAGAAUAUUCACCACCACCUAA
Messenger RNA from Humulus lupulus (European hop), 2484 nucleotides. RefSeq names its product E3 ubiquitin-protein ligase At4g11680. Bases 1076 to 2134 code for a protein of 352 amino acids. NCBI's taxonomy places the organism in Eukaryota, Viridiplantae, Streptophyta, Magnoliopsida, Rosales, Cannabaceae. The record is from RefSeq and is a predicted model, not a curated record. The transcript is spliced from 3 exons.